This is a messenger RNA of Elaeis guineensis (African oil palm), 1872 nucleotides long. The record is from RefSeq and is a predicted model, not a curated record. Lineage: Eukaryota; Viridiplantae; Streptophyta; Magnoliopsida; Arecales; Arecaceae.
CUCCUGCCCCCUCGUGGGCCCGCGUCUCUCGUUCGCUGCCCUUGGCGAAGACGAAAAGAAUUGCGGCCGCCAGCUCGCCUUCUUCCUCUUCUCUCCUUUUCCCACUCGAUAGGGAAGAAGGCGAAGAACUAAGACCGAAGGGGCAAAGAUGAGGUCCGACUCUCCCACCGCCCGUCGAAUCGUUCUCGCUUUCUUAGAUUUCCUCAAAUCCGUCGAACUGGCUCCUGGAGCUGAUUCUGAAGCACUUGAUGUUGUCAGAGAGUGUUUGCAAGAAGUGUUUAAGGUCAAUUCAUCCACCACUGCUGAUGGGAUACAGCCUGGUUUUUUAUCAGACCUAUUCGCUUCACAGGAAGCUGGUGAACAGCAUAGUCUAAGACCAGAUCGGGACUCUGUUGCAAAAUCUUGUGCCACCUCAUCUUCCCAAAGCAUUGAAGAUUCCAAAACUUUAAAGGCAUCAACUAGAGAAGAUUCCACUAGAGAUUCCGAUGACUUAGGAAGCAUGCCCAGAGAUGAACUAUUUGGAAGAUUCUAUGCUGCACUUGACAAAAUCAAUUUUUUUACGAGCUCGCCUGGUUCAGUCGAAGACCCUGAUCAAAUUGCAAAAGCAACACGGUUCUUUAAUGAAGCUGUAGCAGAAAUUGGGAAUUCUCAGGGACAAAUAAUGAACUUGGGCAGCCUUGCUGAAGCCUUUAAGUCAAAAGGUAAUCAAUCCAUGCAGAUGAAGUUAUACUCUGAAGCUAUCGAACUAUAUACCUGUGCCAUAGCAGUCUGUGAGAAGAAUGCUGUUUACUAUUGUAACAGGGCUGCUGCUUACACCCAGAUUCACAGAUAUGAUGAAGCAAUUGAAGACUGCUUAAAGUCCAGUGAAAUUGAUCCUAAUUACAGCAAAGCAUAUAGCCGUCUUGGAUCAGCUUAUUUUGCCAAGGGAAAUUACAAUGAUGCUUUAAAUAAGGGCUACUUGAAAGCCUUGCAGUUGGAUCCAGGUAACAAUGCUGUUCGAGAGAAUAUUCAGGUGUGCGUACAGAAACUGAUGGAACAACGUGCACAGGCAGAUCCAGAUCAGAACACAAGAUCACACCAUGGCCAAGAAUCAACUUCACAUUCAGGGUCAACAAACAGCAGCUUUUCAUUCCCAUCAUUUCCAUUUGGUGCCUCUCCAGAUCUUGUGGCCAACAUUUUGAGGAACAUGACAGGUCAUGGCCAACAAUCAACUUCGCAGUCUGCAGGUUCAGCCAACAGCAGUGUCCCAUUCACGUCUUUCCCUGUCAACAUUCCUCCUGAAAUUGCCAACAUGAUAGGGAACAUAGCCGAAGCUACCCAGGGUCACCAGGGGCAUGAGAGAAUGCCCAAUGGAAAUGUAGAGGGCUCAAAUGAACCGGGUAUAAGACUGGAUGCAAAUAUCAACUUGGACAUCGGAGAUUCACCAGAACAGGUGUCGGAUGUGUUGAGGUCUAUGAUGGAGAUGUUUUCACCACAGCUCAGGUCACAAGGAGGCAUGCCUCGAGGUUCAGAUCAAGCUCAAGGAACUGAGGACUGAAAAGGUUUUGCUUUUCAAAAAUCGGUAACUGAUGUACCAAAGCUUGUGCAUACAUCAUAGGUUGCCCGUCUCUUGUGACGUUGGCAAAAAUUUCUUCGUUAUUAAAUGCUAAAGGUUUUGCCUUCACCCCCAGAAAAAAGAUUUGCCAACUUUUCUGCUCUGCUUUCGGUUGGUGGCAUUGUAAUUGUUGGAUCAUAAGCCAGUUAAAAUAUAUAAUCCAAAAUGGUAGCGAUGUAUCACCAACCCUCUUCAUAUUUUGAACUCUGGGCAUUUUACUGUGACAGCAAACUAAUUGCCUUAAACAAUAGAUGGCCAAAUUGCCUUAAACUUUCUAA